AUGUCUUGGAGAAACCAAGGUAUCACGGGAUCCAACAACAUCCCUCUGGGAAAGCGACGCUUUGGUGGCGACGAAGCCGACGGCGACAGCGCUCCUCCCCCCAGGCGCGACACCAGCGACAGCUAUGGCGACAGCUAUGGCAACGGCGACUUGAAGCGCGGUCGUAGCCCCGAGCCGCGCACCGAUGCCGAUGGCCCGCGACGACGCAAGAAGAGAAACCGAUGGGGUGAUGCCUCUGAGAACAAGGCUGCUGGCUUGAUGGGCUUGCCCACGGCCAUUGUAGCCAACAUGACCAGUGAACAGCUUGAGGCCUACACUCUGCAUCUCCGUAUCGAAGAAAUCAGCCAGAAGCUCAGAAUCGACGAUGUCGUGCCUGCCGAUGGCGACAGAUCUCCUUCGCCUCCCCCGCAGUACGACAACUACGGUCGACGUGUCAAUACCAGAGAAUACCGAUACCGAAAGCGCCUCGAGGAUGAGCGCCACAAACUGAUCGAGAAGGCCAUGAAGACCAUUCCUAACUACCACCCACCUCAGGACUACCGUCGUCCUACCAAGACCCAGGAGAAGGUCUAUGUGCCAGUCAAUGACUACCCGGAAAUCAACUUCAUUGGCUUACUUAUUGGCCCCCGUGGUAACACACUGAAGAAAAUGGAAACAGAGUCUGGCGCCAAGAUCGCAAUUCGCGGUAAAGGUUCCGUCAAGGAAGGCAAAGGACGAUCUGAUGCCGCCCAUGCCAGCAACCAGGAGGAAGAUCUGCACUGUCUGAUCAUGGCCGACACUGAGGAGAAGGUCAACAAGGCCAAAAAGCUCGUUCACAAUAUCAUUGAAACAGCUGCGUCUAUUCCCGAAGGUCAGAACGAGCUCAAGCGUAACCAACUUCGUGAGCUCGCUGCCCUGAACGGUACCCUUCGUGACGAUGAGAACCAGGCCUGUCAGAACUGUGGCCAGAUUGGUCACCGCAAGUACGACUGUCCUGACAAGCCAAACUUUACCGCCAAUAUCAUCUGUCGUGUCUGUGGCAAUGCUGGCCACAUGGCUCGCGAUUGUCCCGACAGACAGAAGGGUGCCAGUUGGCGCAACGAUGGCCCGCCUCAACGUCCAGCUGCUGGACAGAUUGGUGGAGGAGAUGCUGUCGACCGCGAGUACGAGCAACUUAUGCAAGAACUCAACGGUGGAUCCGGGGCUGCUCCUGCUCGUAUUGAGGCUGGCCCAGGUUCCUACAACAACGGUGGCGGUGAUAAUGCCAAGCCGUGGCAGCGUGGUCCUACUGGCGGUCCUGCACCGUGGCGGUCCCGCAACAACGACUCCGGCAACGACGGUGGCUCUGCGCCUUGGCGUGACCGCGGAGAUCGUGGCGACCGAGGAGGUGAUCGCGGACGAGGUAGUGACCACCACGGUGGCAACGACUAUUAUGGUGGCCAGCAAUACGGUAGUGGUGCACCCAGUGCAAGUGGUGGUGCUGCUCCCUGGCAUCAAGCUGCUGCUGCACAGGCUCCAGCUUAUCCCGGCUACGGAGCCUAUGCAGGUUAUGGCUCUGCUCCUGGCAUGGGCCCUCCUCCCGGUCUUCCUGGUGGUAACGCUAUGGGUGCACCACCUGGGUUGCCCGGCAAUAUCAGCGCUUUGAUUCAGCAAUAUGCUGGUGGUGCAGCGCCUCCGCCUCCGCCGCCUCCUUCUGGCGAUGCACCUCCUCCUCCACCUGGCGACCAGCCUCCUCCUCCCCCUCCUCCUGGGGCGUAA
Molecule: messenger RNA, 1737 nt
Organism: Pestalotiopsis fici W106-1
Lineage: Eukaryota; Fungi; Ascomycota; Sordariomycetes; Amphisphaeriales; Sporocadaceae
Product: Branchpoint-bridging protein
Exons: 5
Coding region: 1-1737 (578 amino acids)
Biological process (GO): regulation of mRNA splicing, via spliceosome
Cellular component (GO): nucleus
Molecular function (GO): zinc ion binding; mRNA binding
Source: RefSeq, a predicted model, not a curated record